Molecule: messenger RNA, 5171 nt
Organism: Clarias gariepinus (North African catfish)
Lineage: Eukaryota; Metazoa; Chordata; Actinopteri; Siluriformes; Clariidae
Gene: prkaa2
Product: protein kinase, AMP-activated, alpha 2 catalytic subunit
Exons: 9
Coding region: 15-1655 (546 amino acids)
Biological process (GO): intracellular signal transduction; protein phosphorylation
Cellular component (GO): cytoplasm
Molecular function (GO): ATP binding; protein serine/threonine kinase activity
Source: RefSeq, a predicted model, not a curated record
UCGCGCAUAGUAAAAUGGCCGAGAAGCAGAAGCACGAAGGCAGGGUCAAGAUAGGACACUACAUCCUCGGAGACACGCUCGGAGUCGGCACGUUUGGCAAAGUGAAGAUCGGAGAGCACCAGCUAACAGGGCAUAAGGUUGCUGUAAAGAUCCUGAACAGGCAGAAGAUCCGCAGUCUAGAUGUUGUCGGCAAAAUCAAACGAGAAAUCCAGAACCUUAAGCUGUUCCGGCAUCCACACAUCAUCAAGCUGUAUCAGGUGAUCAGUACUCCCACAGACUUCUUUAUGGUGAUGGAGUAUGUAUCUGGAGGAGAGCUCUUUGACUACAUUUGUAAGCAUGGAAGGGUAGAGGAAACCGAAGCAAGGCGUUUGUUCCAGCAGAUCAUCUCUGCAGUGGACUACUGCCACAGACACAUGGUGGUGCACAGAGACUUGAAACCAGAAAACGUCCUUCUGGAUGGCAACAUGAAUGCCAAGAUUGCUGACUUCGGUCUGUCGAACAUGAUGUCAGAUGGAGAGUUCUUGAGAACAAGCUGUGGUUCACCUAACUACGCUGCACCAGAGGUCAUCUCUGGACGACUGUACGCAGGUCCGGAGGUGGAUAUCUGGAGCUGUGGUGUGAUCUUGUAUGCACUGCUUUGUGGGACCUUGCCCUUCGAUGAUGAGCAUGUGCCCACUCUCUUUAAGAAGAUCCGUGGAGGAGUGUUCUACAUCCCCGAGUACCUUAAUCGCUCUGUGGCUAGCCUGCUGAUGCUCAUGCUCCAGGUGGAUCCUCUGAAGAGGGCCACAAUCAAAGAUAUCAGAGAAGACGAGUGGUUUAAGCAGGAUCUGCCCAGCUACCUGUUCCCAGAGGAUGCAUCAUAUGACAGUGCUGCGGUCGACGAAGAAGCUGUGCGUGACGUUUGUGAGAAGUUUGAGUGUGCCGAAGCAGAAGUGCUCAGCAGCCUGUACAGUGGCGACCCGCAAGACCAGCUGGCUGUCGCCUACCACCUCAUCAUUGACAACCGCCGCAUCAUGAACCAGGCCAGCGAGUUCUACCUGGCGUCCAGCCCACCUGCUGGCUCCUUCAUUGAUGAGAGCAUAAAGCCACACCCUGAGAGGAUGCCCCCAUUGCUGGCAGACAGUCCCAAAACCCGGUGUCCACUGGACGCCCUGAACACCACCAAACCCAAACCCCUGGCAGUGAAAAAGGCUAAGUGGCAUCUUGGGAUCCGCAGUCAGAGCAGACCUUAUGACAUCAUGGCUGAAGUUUACCGCGCAAUGAAGCAGCUUGAUUAUGACUGGAAGGUGGUGAACCCCUAUCAUCUGAGAGUGCGCAGAAAGAACCCAGUGACUGGAAACUUUGUAAAAAUGAGCUUGCAACUCUAUCAGGUGGACAACCGCAGUUUUCUGCUGGACUUCAAAAGCAUUGAUGAUGACAUCAUUGAGCACAAAUCGGGCUCAUCCACACCUCAGCGCUCGGGCUCUGCUGCAGGUCUUCACCGGCCCCGUCUCAGCAUCGACUCGGCAACCCUCGCUAUGGAUAUACCGCCGCUCAGCAGCUCACUGCCUUGCUCUCUGCCAGGCAACAUGCCCAUGCUGGCACCACGGCAGGGCAGCCAUACCAUGGACUUCUUUGAGAUGUGUGCUAGUCUCAUCACAACACUGGCGCGCUGAAGCAAACACUCUCUUACACACACACACACAAACACACACUCAUUUAUAAACCCGCUUAUUUACACACAGUAAUGCUUUUGGGGGUUAAAUCACAUGUAGAUAUAGCCAGUUAUUAGAAUUCUCACCCAGUCAGACAAGAUUACAGACAUGAUGCUUGCUGCUAUACUGACGGUCCAGUUCACUGUAGCAGUCUGGCAUUCUGGGGCGUCUCCAGGUUCCAGAGUGCUUCAUCGGUUUUGUUUUUAUAUGCGUAGCAUUUUUGAUAACAUAAUCUAUUUAUAUUUCUCGUAUCAAUCACUUUAGUAGCUGAGUUUUACUGGUUGAUUGCAAUGACAUACCAAAAAUUCAGUUUAUAUGCAUUUAAAGAGAGGAUGAUUAUGCAUUUAUUAUAUUAGAUUAUUUAUUUUUAGAGAUAUUUUAUGGUAUUUAGUUACUUUACUCAAGUAUGUAUUAGUCGAGUUGAUGUAAUCGCAGGUGUGGUGUGAAAAGGCAGUUUGAGCAUCGAGAGCAUGACAAGCAUGUCAGCAAAUACGCACCACGGGUGUCAUAGAGCACAACACGAGAGCUCCAGUUGCAUUGCUUAAGCUCGAUUUGGCAGACGCAAGUAUGCAAUUUUUAGGAUUCUCCAUCUGUAAGUGAAUAUAGAUGGGUUCCUUAAGUGCAGUGCCUUUUCUUUUAGCUGCCGGAUCCCGGAUGGCUUGUAUCUUGGAAAUAACAGAAUAUUCAGUCAGAGACUUAAAAUAAUUCAUACAGGAUACGAAUCAAAAGAGCGAAUGCUGUGCACAGUUCGACUUAGUGGCCUUCAUCAAGGAAAAAAUGUAGAAGCACAUAGAGAUCUUAAAUAUCUAGUGAGAAAGAGUGAGAUUUAGAGCCAAAGGAAAGGACACGGAGAGAGGAGAAGAAGAAAAGAGGCAGAGAAGUAGAGCAGAGAGAUUUGUAUAGAGAGAAAAUAGAGAAUAGAGAGGAGGACGUGAUAUAAACCAAUCAACAGGAGAAAGCUAUGCUGAACUUGUUUUUUUAAUACUGUAUGGAAUGUGAGAUGGGCUGUAUUUGCUGACAUUUAGAAAUUAAAGUCACGAGCACUUAGGACUUAAAAUUUCCUCUGAUGCCUUAAAAAAGCAACCUAUAUUGUUUCUGAUGAUUAUCCAUGUGUAUGCAGCUCUAUUAGAUGUGUGGAUCUUGUUCCCCUAAGCACUGGAAUGUUUAGAGGCCCUGACACCAAAGUUCUCUACCAGGGGCUUUGCUUACUUCUAACGCAAUGAACUCAGAAAGAUGACUUGGGGAAUUCAGGACGGUCAUGUGUUCUCAUCCCAGCUCGUGAUCAGACUGAUACACAGAAUCAUAUCAUUCUUUUCAUUCAGAUAUCAACACAAUUUUUAUUUAUAACUAUAUUAUUUUAAAAAAUAAUUAAAGAGGACGAGUGAAAUUAUUGACAGAAUAUUAAAAUAUUUAUGGCAGCCUGCAAAAGCCUUUUACAGCGUUACAUGGUCCUGGAAACCUGGACAAUUCGACCGAUUAUGGAUAAUAGUCAGCAGGUGGUGAUGUUACCCCUUCAAAUACUAAAUAACACUAGUUGUGUUAAGCACCACCAUGCAUAAAUGUAGUGAAGUACAUAAUAUGUUAUGUGUUGUAUUAUGUAGUGGAGUAUUCAUUAACAAGAAUACUUAAGUACAGACCCAUAAAAUAGGUUCUUAAUCUCAGUAAUAAAGUAAAUUAGAAGUGAAUCUAAAUCAAAACAAUUCUAUAUAAUUUUGGCAUUUAAAAGUAUAAAUGACACUAAAUUCUCAAAUUCAUGGCCUCUUGACUUCACUCCCUUAGAAAGGCGAUUGCUCUGAUAGACUACUGUUCUGUUCCCUAAACCUAACCUUUUUUUUUUUUUUUAUCCAUUUUAGCACACAAAACUUUAUUAGCCUUCCACCACGUAUUUCCUCUAUGUUGGGUUUUUCCGGGUUAGUUAAUGUCUUUGGAGAUGAGUUGUCUUCCUGAAUCUUUCUGGGUGUCUAUUCUGUACUGUACUGAAUGUGAAAUGGCUUUCGCUCACUGCAUGGUGUUUGUGCAUCAGUGUGUUUCUGUACCAUGUUAAAUGUACAGUACUAUACCAUAACACAAUAAGGCUGCAGUAAAUCCAUGUAUAAUAAUAAUAAUAAUAAUAAUAAAUGUUUAGAUGGAGUGACUGAGUUUGCAAAAAGAUUUUUUUUAAAUAUCUAUAUCUUUUGGUUUGUGUUGAGGGAAAAUGUGCAGCCAAUUUUUAUUUUAUUUUAUUUAUUCUAUUAUUUUUUUUUUUUUUGAUAAAGGAGUGAAUGUUUUUUUUUUUGUUGUUGUUGUUUUUUGGUUAGUGGGCAUGUGGUGCCUUAUUGUAUCUUGAAAAAAAAAAAACUUCUUUGAAUCUCUCGAAGAACCUCAGAGAGUUUCUUAUACCUGGCUAUUGUGCUGCAGGUCUAGUAUGUCAUUUUAGUGUUUGGAAAAUUGAGAGGAUGUGCUCCCCCUAUUGCUGAAUCUGCGCCACUACACUGACAUUUAUAAUGUCAGUGUUAAACCAAUUUUAUUAUUUUACAGUAUAAAUACUUAAGUACUAUCAUCUGCAUGGCAUCCAUCCAAAUCAUUAAAUGCAACCAAAGUGUCGUUUUGCUUUUCAUUUUCAGUCUUGUAAACAUUGUUGUCUUGUGUACACAACACAAGCAAAGUCAGUGUUGUGGGUGUUUCAGUGUUCUCACUGUAUACUGACGUAUCAAUCCUAGUCUAGUUUAUUCUUAUUUCACAAAUUAUGCACUGCAUGGUGUUCUGAUUUGCACUUUAUUAUUUAUUGUACAAAAAAGAAGUAAAAAAAAAUGUAUUGUAACAUAUAAAUGCAUGUUGUCUUGUGGUUAUUGGGGGAUCAUUUCAUCUUCAGGAUAAAUAAGUAUGGUCAAGACACAGUAGGUGGGAUUACCGAAAUAUAGCACAAAAUACCAGUUCAUGAAUUUUAAUCAGGUUUUAAUCAUUACCAUUGAAGAAGAACUUGUAAAACUGUACGUGUGCAGCAUGUGUAAUAUAAACUUUGACCUGUUUUUAAAGACGUUGUAGCACUGUUACAACUUAACCAUUAUUUGAACACUUACAUGACCAAAAACAGGUGAAACAUUCACUCAAUAGACAUUAAUAAUAGAACUGUACAUGGAUUUAAUACUAUCAAAACACAACAGGACUCGACCCAGCUUUCUGUUGAGAGUGUUUAGUUUUGGUAAAGACUGCAUAACGAGAAUAAUUUAAUAUAAACCGAGGCUUAAGUGUUAAUAACUACCUAUAUACACUGCAACAAAUGCUAGCAAAUCAAAAUAUCUUAAAUCUGGUUAAGUUUAUCUAGCAGAAGAAUAUAUAUUAUGCAACAGUUAGUUUCAACCGAGUGAUCUGAUCAGAUGAGACACAUUCCAUGAGUGAUGAUGUACAGUAGAGCAAAACAGCACUGGGACAUUUAACACAUCACAGGUGUCCUAACAACCUUAAAUUAGACUAACUGUGGGUCACAGCAAGGGGGAU